Messenger RNA from Coregonus clupeaformis (lake whitefish), 2331 nucleotides. RefSeq names its product extracellular calcium-sensing receptor-like. The transcript has 5 exons. The coding region runs from base 164 to 2047 and encodes 627 amino acids. The record is from RefSeq and is a predicted model, not a curated record. Gene Ontology annotation, cellular component: membrane. Lineage: Eukaryota; Metazoa; Chordata; Actinopteri; Salmoniformes; Salmonidae. Gene Ontology annotation, biological process: G protein-coupled receptor signaling pathway. Gene Ontology annotation, molecular function: G protein-coupled receptor activity.
AUCCACCUGUGCGUGUCUGAGUGAUAAGAAACAGUUUCCAACCUUCUUCAGAACCAUCCCCAGUGACCAGUUCCAGGCUGCCGCUCUGGCCCGCCUCAUCAGAUACUUCGGCUGGACCUGGAUUGGGGCGGUCCGUUCCGACUCCGACUACGGUAAUAACGGCAUGGCGGCGUUCCUAAAGGCGGCACAAGAGCAGGGCAUCUGUGUGGAGUACUCUGAAGCCUUCUACCGUACCAACCCACUCAGCAGAGUGCAACGGGUGGCCGACGUGAUCCGCAGCUCCACAGCCCGGGUGGUGGUUGCAUUCGUAGCCUCUGGGGACAUGAGGAUCCUGCUGAAGGAGUUGGACCGUCUGCCCUCUCCGCCCCGCCAGUGGAUCGGGAGUGAGACCUGGAUCACCGACCCAGAUAUGGUGCGCUUCAGCCUGUGUGCCGGGGCCAUCGGAUUUGGCAUCCAGCGCUCUGUCAUCCCCGGCCUCAGGGACUUCCUCCUGGACCUCUCCCCCCAGAAGGUGUCCAGCUCUCCCCUGCUCACUGAGUUCUGGGAGGGAGCAUUUGGCUGUCGGCUGGAGAUAGGGACUACUACAGGUGUUGGGGAUAAGGAGAAGGUGUGUGAUGGUAGUGAGGAUAUACAUCAGCUACAGACCCCCUACACAGAUACAUCCCAGCUGCGUGUCACUAACAUGGUGUAUAAAGCUGUUUACGCCAUAGCACACGCCAUCCACAGCAUUGUUUGUGAAGAGAGUGCAAACUCCACUGUGCACUGUGACAAAAACCUCAAUGUGAAACCAACACAGGUCCUGGAGAGAGUGAGGAGGGUGAAUUUCUCCCGUAACGGGUACCAGGUGUCUUUCGAUGCCAACGGGGACCCAGUGGCCACCUAUGAGCUGGUGAACUGGCAGAUAGGGGAGAGUGGGAAGAUGAAAUUUGUGACAGUGGGGCGCUAUGAUGCAUCCCUGCCCCCUGACCAGAGGUUUCACAUCGAGAGGGAAAUCACCUGGGUAAAGAACAGUACACAGGUGCUUGUGUCAGUGUGCAGUGAGAGCUGUCCCCCAGGCACUCGUAAGGCUGCACAGAAAGGAAAGCCUGUCUGCUGUUAUGACUGUAUCCCAUGUGCAGAGGGAGAGAUCAGCAAUAACACAGAUUCUUCAGACUGUCUGAUCUGUCCUGAGGACCACUGGCCCAACACUGAGAGAGACCGCUGCGUCCUCAAGCCUGUGGAGUUCCUGUCCUUCCACGAGGUUCUCGGAAUAAUCCUGACUGCCUUCUCUGUGGGCGGGGCUUGUCUGGCCAUCUCCACGGCAACCGUCUUCUACCGCCACCGAACUUCGGCCAUCGUCAGGGCCAACAACUCUGAGCUGAGCUUCCUGCUGCUCUUCUCCUUGACUCUGUGUUUUCUGUGUUCUCUUACUUUCAUUGGCCGGCCCUCUGAGUGGUCCUGUAUGCUGCGCCACACAGCGUUUGGGAUCACCUUCGUCCUCUGCAUCUCUUGUGUUCUGGGGAAAACAAUAGUGGUGUUGAUGGCCUUCAGGGCUACACUUCCAGGCAGUAAUGUCAUGAAAUGGUUUGGGCCUCCACAGCAGAGAUUGACUGUAGUGUCCUUCACGUUUGUCCAGGCUUUGAUAUGCACUCUGUGGUUGGUCCUGUCCCCUCCCUUCCCCGUUAAAAACCUCACUACCUACAAGCAAAGGAUCAUUCUAGAGUGUGAUGUGGGUUCAGCUCUUGGUUUCUGGGCUGUGUUGGGGUAUAUAGGACUCCUGGCUCUCUUGUGCUUUGUGCUGGCUUUUCUGGCUCGAAAGCUGCCUGAUAACUUCAAUGAGGCCAGAUUCAUCACCUUCAGCAUGCUCAUAUUCUGUGCAGUCUGGAUCACCUUUAUCCCAGCUUAUGUCAGCUCUCCUGGGAAGUUCACUGUAGCUGUGGAGAUAUUUGCUAUCAUCGCCUCUAGCUUUGGGUUGUUCUUUUUAUUAUUUGUUCCAAAAUGCUUUAUUAUUCUGUUCAGGCCGGAGAAGAACACCAAGAAAAACCUUAUGGGGAAGAACACAUUGUAACAUUCAGUGAUAUGGUAUAUCAUACAGUUAGGUAGCACGACUCUGACAUAGAUUACCAAGAAUUUAGCAGAUAAUCAUUGGUAACAUUGUAACUAGAAACAUGACACAGGGUCACUUUGGAUAUUGCAAUGUUUUGAGUUAUUGUUCAAAUCUAGAGUGUUCAAUCUAAUUUGACCAGCUAAAUGAUGUGGUUAGCAGUAGCCUACAGAGUGGAACCACUUCCAUGUUGUUUGUAAAAAAAGAUGUAUUCCUUUAUGAUUUGAUAUAACAUUGAAGUGCAUGUG